CCAUCACUACGUGCAAUUGAUCCUUAAACCGUAAUUGUAUCGAAUUCUGAAUACCUGACACUUCCACCUGGGUUAUUUCCUACUGAGCCACUGCGUCACACAGUAGCUUACGAGCUUAAUACUGCCCCGCCAUGAUCUCUCGGCAGUUUUGUACCCACGCGAGAUCACUGUACCACCGGGGUGAAUCUACCACAACGUUGAGGACAACUUGGAGACACUUUCGCGCAUAUUCAUCCGAACUAAAGCACGACCAAAGGGUCUCGGGUGCUAUAAAGUUCUCGCAAGUGGACGCCCUACUCGCAAAGCCAACCUGGUCGGUUGAUUCUCUCCUCCCUUCUCAAAGUCAAGCUCUGGACGCACCUCCGAUAUCUCCCCAGCAACUACAGCGCCUACUUCGAUUGUCGGCUCUCCCUCCUCCCAAGACACUAGAAGAAGAGAAGAAGAUAUUGGAUACUCUCGCUUCGCAACUACACUUCGUCGGCGAAAUACAACAAGUGAACACAGAAGGCGUACAACCACUGCGUGCCAUCAGGGACGAAACCGUAGCCUCGUUGCGCGAUCAGACCGUCACUAUGGACACACUGAAGGAUGCUUUUGCGGCUGAAGAAGUCGUUGGGAAGCACUACAAGAGGAUCUAUCGAAAGCCAACCGUCACAGAUGCCGCGGCAGCUGAGAAGUGGGACGUCCUUGGGUCUGCACAACGGAAAACCGGGGGUUAUUUCGUCGUGGAAAGUGAGAGACUCCAGAAGUAGAGUUGGUACUACAGCGCGACGAAUUUUUCGAGCGACUUGCAUGCGCAUUAGUGCAUGCUAUAAAUGCAAGCGUUUGCUGUCGAUUUAGGCAAAGACAAAGGCCGUAUUGCCCUUUCAAGGACUCAACUCCCAUAUAUGGAAUUCCACGAUCAAUCUGAAUACUCGCU
This is a messenger RNA of Aaosphaeria arxii CBS 175.79, 919 nucleotides long. RefSeq lists its product as uncharacterized. The record is from RefSeq and is a predicted model, not a curated record. NCBI's taxonomy places the organism in Eukaryota, Fungi, Ascomycota, Dothideomycetes, Pleosporales. The coding region runs from base 132 to 752 and encodes 206 amino acids. Gene Ontology annotation, molecular function: glutaminyl-tRNA synthase (glutamine-hydrolyzing) activity. Gene Ontology annotation, biological process: regulation of translational fidelity; glutaminyl-tRNAGln biosynthesis via transamidation. The transcript is spliced from 2 exons.